Messenger RNA from Vitrella brassicaformis, 4392 nucleotides. The record is from the annotation of a GenBank genome assembly. NCBI's taxonomy places the organism in Eukaryota, Vitrellaceae.
UUUGUCCACGCACACACGAAUUGAACACGGCCACGCCACACACAUCCAUCCAUCCACUGACGCGCGCACACACAGACAUAUAUGUCACAAAAUCAGACCGCCUUCAAAACACCCACACCACCACAUGACAUCCCUCACAUCUAGCUGCCCUUGACCUCCCCCGCCCGCUCGCCCACCCCGUUCGUCACAUCCGCCGUGCCGCGGAGCUUGGCCUCGCCGUCUUGGUGCCGCCAGCCGCCUGCUGCUGCUGCAGCAGCUGCAGCCGAUCCCGCGAGUGCUGCUGAUGCUGCUAGUGGUGCAGGUGAUGCUGCUGCUGCUGCUGCCGGCUGUGCCUGCAUCUGUGAAAAACACACACACACACAGUGCUUCUGGGGUGCAGAGGGAGGCAUGGCAGAGCGGCCUACUUACUUCUGGCUUCAUGGCAGGGAAGAGUAUGACCUCCUUGAUGUUGUUUUUGUCGGCGAGGAGCAUCGUCAGCCGGUCGAUGCCCAGCCCCCAACCACCUGUCGGCGGCAGCCCGUACUCGAGAGCCGUGCAGUAAUCCUACACGAACGACCAAACACCCAAACAGACACACGUCUGUCGGUUAGGAGAGAGAGGGGAGGGGAGGGGAGGGGAGGGGGCCGCAUACCUCGUCGAUUGGCUGCGCUUCGUCGUCUCCCUGCGCCUUUGCUUUGGACUGGCUGAGGAAGCACUCUCUCUGACGCUUGGGGUCGUUCAGCUCCGUGUACGCGUUGCAGAUCUGUGCGGACAGGGAUGGGUGGAUGUCUCUCUCUCUCUCUCUCCGCGUGUGUGUGUGUGUGUGAGUGUGUGUAUGUGUGUCCAUCCACUGCAUAAACAUACCUCUCUGCCGACGACGAAGAGCUCGAACCGCUCGGUGAGGUGGGGCUUGGAACGGUGCCUGCCCAAGGGCAUGGCAUGUCCAUCCCACACGACCAGGAGGGUGUGCGCGUAUGUGCCUACCACUUGGCGAGUGGGCUCAUCAUCUGAGGGUGUUCGGUGAUGAAGGUCGGGUGCACAAUCUUGUCCUCAAUGAAGUGACCGCACAGCUGAUGGAUGACACACACAGAGCGAAUCCCUCUCUCUCUCUCUCUCUGACCUGACCUUGUCCAUGAGCUUUGCUGCGGUGCGCGGCUUGGGGGGCUCGAUGCCGUGCUUGACCAUGAUCUGACGACAGACCGACACACACAUGACCUUAUGUGUGUGCGCCAUUCCGCGUGUGCAUACCUUCUCCAUGGCGGCGACACACUCGGGGCUGUCGUAUGGCGUCGGCAGCUUCUCGCCCGACUGCUUCUCGAUCUCUGCAACCAACAAACAUACACACGUGUCUGUGCUGUGUGUGUUGGCUGUGCCGGCUGACUGACCUUCGACCAUGGACACGCACUUGAAGGGCGUCUUGAAGUCGAUUUCCACCUCUGUGAUGAUGUGAAAGUGCAGACGACACGGGUGGGAUGGGUGCAGGGCAUUGUGGGUAGGGUGUAGGUGGGGUAUUUUGUGGUGUGUGUGUACCUGGUCCAUCCGGCCCGUCCGGGUGGUACUUGACCUUGUUGGAACCUGCACACACACACACACACUCGUUGAAGCUUCCAUAAAUUUCUCUGUGUGUGUCUGUCUGUCUGUGUGUCUCUCCGUGUGUCUGUGUUGCGUACCCUUGAUGCCCUGUAUCAUGGUGCAGAGCAUCUGCUCGGUCAUCUUCAUCAGGUCCUGGUAGUCGGCAUACGCCUACCCACGCACCCACCCACCCACACACACACAUCCACUCAUCUGUCUGUGCUUUGGACCACCCCACCCACCGAUGCACCCACCACCCACCAUGUAGAAUUCGCAUGAGGUGAAUUCGGGGUUGUGUGUCAUGUCGAUCCCUGCACACACCACACCACACCACACAACAUCAGAUCACAUUACUGACACACGCAGCACAGCACAGCACAGCACCAACAGCAGCGCACGCACCUUCGUUGCGAAACAGCCGCCCGAUCUCGUACACUCGGUCCAUCCCUCCGAUGAUCAACAUCUGCCAUGCCAGCCGCCACACACACCUGUCUGGCUGGCUGGCUGGCUGGCUGGCUGUGUGCCUGUCUGUGUGGGUGUGAGAGACCGAGCGAGCCUCUGUCUCUCUUACCUUGAGGUAGAGUUCGGGUGCGACCCGCAUGUAGAGGUCGAGGUCGAGGUCGUUGUGGUGUGUGACGAAGGGCCGCGCAGAGGCGCCCCCGGGGAUCAUGUUCAUCAUGGGCGUCUCCACCUACCACACACACCACACACAGAUGGAUUGAUGUGAUGACAGACACACACUCGACUGGCUCGUCUGGGGUGGUGGGUUGGCGGGAUACCUCCAGGAAGCCUCUCUCCUCCAGAAACUGGCGGAUGUGGGCGAUGAUCUUGGCUCUGCACACACACACACACACGCAUUGCCCUGGUGUGGAUCCGCACCUAACCUACCUGGUUCUGAAGGUGGCCCUGACGUCGUCGUUGAUGAUCAGAUCCAGGUACCGCUUGCGGAACCGAACCUGGUGUGACCCACGGGAGGGAGGGACAGAAAGAGAGAGAGAGAGAGUGCAGCAGAGCAGCAGAUAUGCACACGGGCGCCCCGCCCCGCACCUCCAUAUCCUUCAGGCCCAUCGUGGCGGUCGGCAUCCUGUCAGUCAACCCACGGAACGCAACGCACGGCGAAACGUACACGCGACGGCGUCUGUGUGUGUGUGUGUGUGUGUGUGUCCGUGUUGGCGUACAUGUGAAGGCACGGCGAGAGCAAAGUGAUCUCUCUGGGAAAGAUCGACAGCUCGCCAGACUGAGACUUGCCUGAACCAUCCAUCCAUCUCUGUGGGCAUGUCGCGUGUGUCGCGCGUGUUGUGUGUGUACCGACCAGGGAAGCCUCUAAUGCCGAUGUAGUCGCCCCGCCGGAUCUUGUCGUGCAUUUCGAAAAAGUCGCCCACAGACUCAUCGUGAAAGGAGUAAUUGGCCAGCACCUUCAUACACACACACACACACACAGAGAGAGAGAAAGAGAGAGAGAGAGUGCGUGUGUGUGUGCGAUCGGAGGGAAGCACCACCUCACACGCAUUGCAUCGACACACAUACCUACCUGGACUUUGGCGUCUUCGCCGCGCAGGUCGUAGAAUCGCAGUUUCUGCCCCGACUGGCGAAUCGACGCCACGCGGCCUGCAUUUCGCAAUUUCACCAGAUCAAUGUGUUUACGAGGGUGCGUGUGUGCGUGUGUGUGUGUGAUCUUUGACAGGUGGCGACCUGCAAGCAUGACUUGGGUGUCCUGGAGCUGCUCGUUGGUGGCGAGGUGGCUGUACUUCUCGAUGUACUCGGGGAUCCGGUCCAGCACUCGGUCCUCUCCCUGAAAGUGCACACACACACACACACACACACACAGAACAAAUGGACCGAUGAGUGAGUGAGUGAGUGAGUGAGUGGGUCACUGGUGCAUUCAUCAUUCCUCGACUGAUUAAUCACCUCGUCUGUGCGUGCCGGGAACUUGUGUGGGUAUGGCGCCCUGCCGCGGGUCUUCAUGUCCUCCACGAAGCGGCACCGCAUCUCGUAGUACGCCGAAGGGUCCAGCUGGUCGUCGGCGGCCGCCUGAGAUAGAUCAUCGGUCGACCGACCGACGCACAGAUUUCAACCAUCCGUGUCGGUCGUUUGUAUACACGUGUGUGUGUGUGUGUGUGGUGUCACUGCGGCUGUGCCUGUACCCCUGUGAGCGGCUUGGCCUUGGGUGCUCCUGCAGCCUGUGCCGCCUGCAAGGGAGUCAGUGAGUGAGUCGGUCGACAACACACCACCCACACUGUGGUCUGUGCUCUGCGUGCACCACCGCUGACACGUGUGUACCUUCUUGGCCUCUUUGUCGGCCUUCUGCUGCUGCAGCUUCUCGGCCUUCUUCUGACGACGCCGCUCCCUGACACACACACACACACACACACACAUAUAUAUAUAUAUAUGCAUCUGUCUGUCGGCCUGAGAGUGUAAGGUUCAGCGUGUGCGCUGCGCUUACGAUGCGCUCAUCUUUUCUCCUCCAAGCUGCCCGCCCUCAUCCGGGCAAUCACCCUCGUCCACCACUUGCUGCUGCUCGGGAUCUUCUCCUGCUGCCGCAGCUGCAGCUGCAGCUGCAGCAGCAGCAGGAGCCUGACCGUGGCAUACACAGACAGACACGCAGCCAGGGAGAGAGGGAGAUGUGCUGUGGCUUGGCGCGUGGAGUGUGCUCACAUCGUUGUUUGGGUGAGGAUCUGCCGCUGAUGCGCUCGACAUCGCUCCCACGCCUCCUUUCAGACGACAACUGACGCCGCCACGUGGUUGCACUUGUUGUCCGACGGGUAGAGCGGCCGCUCCUCUCGCCACUGUCUGGUGUGCCCUGGUCCUCGCCACACAACACAGAAAGGAAGCACAGAACCG